GCGGCCGUCUGCCGGUGUGUAGCCGGCGCCUGCGCAUGGGCAGCCUACCGGACCUGACGGAGCGCUCGCGGCCCACGCCGGUCCGGGCCGCAGUGCGGACCGUGUCCGAUCCGCACCGACACCGGACUAUUAUCACACAGAUACCAGUGAGCACAAUAUAUAAGAAAGAAUGGCCAUGGAAGAAGCCGAAAACUCCGAUCCGUGUGACCGGCUCCUGCAUCGGUCCACGUCGCCGCGACUCUGCUGCCUCAUCAGUGGGGGCUGCAUCAGUCCGGCGCCUCCUGGCCAGACAACCGCCAAAGCUGCCGAAACCCCUAGUCACAAGAUUUACCCUCCUAUGCCUUUCAAGUGGGCUGUGCGCGACAGGACUACUCCCCUUUACAGCGUUCGCUGGCGCAGAAGCUGGGGCCAUGCCCCUUGCCAUCAUGCACAGCCUCGCUGCCAUCGUAGCUCCUUUCUCUCCUCUCAUUCUGCAAAAAACAGGAACGAGACUAGUUAUCGCAAUCGCACACACUCUCGUCUGUGUGCUACUCACUGCUCAUACAGUAGAAACCCCACUUCCAGUUUUACUGGCUUUGUACGGCAUUUGUGGAGUUACUUUGUCUCCAAUGUCGUUAGCUCUUUCGGCAUCAGCGACGUCAUUAGCGCAGGCAGCUGGCGAUGAGGCUAGAAGAAAAGUAGCCCUACGACGAGCUUUGAGAGCAUUACGAGCGGCCCAAGACCUGGGAUUAGUAGCCGGGUCGCUGCUCUUAGGUAUAGCGUUGACGAUUUGGUCAGAAGAGAUCGCCCGCCCCUCCACACCGGCACCAACUAAUGUCUCAGUGCCGCGGUGGCCGCCACCUGAAGAAUACUUUUUAGAAGAUGAUUAUGAGGAGCGCACAUGUGGGGCUGCCGGUUGUCCAGACAUGCAAACCCUCUCAGGUACAGUCCUGAACGCUGAAGGCAGAAGGUUGCUGGUCGCAGUGUGGGCCUUCCUGGCUCUGCUGUCAGUGGGGCUGGGCGUGUACGGGGCGUCGUCAGCGCCGGCGCCGCCGCCCGACGCGCGCUCCAUCAUCAGAGAUCCGCGGGCGCUGCUCGGCGCACCCAUGGGGCUAUUCAUAGGACUUCAACAGGGCUUUAUUUAUACAUCAUAUAUUAAGUGGUACGGCGUGUGCGUGGACGGCUGGUGGUGUGCGUGGCGCUCGCUGUGCGGGGCGGGCGCGCUGCAGGCGCUGGCGGCGGGCACGCUCUCCAUGGCCGCGGCCCGGGGCCGGCGCGGGGCGCUGGCGGCUGGCGGCGGGGCGGCACACGCGUCCCUCGUGCUGGCGCUGCUGCGCUGGAGGGCCGCCAAAACGGACCUAGCUCUACCUGCGCUAGCGGCUGCCGCCUGGGGAUCCUGCUCCGCACUCUGGGAUGUUCUUCAGGCUGGCACAUGUAUCGGCGGUCCGGGCUGGCGCGGGCCGUGGGCGGUGACGCUGUGCGCGCGGCACGUGGGGCUGGCGCUGGCGUGCGCAGCGCGGCAGCUGCUGUGCGUGCGCGAGCAGCUCGCCGGCCUGGCCGCCGCGCUUGUGACCGCGCUGGCGGCACACACCAUGCUCGAGCUUAGAAUGAGGAGAGGUAGCUUCCACUAUGCUCUUCAUUAUGUUAUGUAACGGUUUACAUUCUUGUAUCUCAGAGGUCAAUUCGAACGACUAGUUUUCUACGCGACCGGACUGAACCUUCUGCAUUUUUACUAACAUUAACGAUAACUGGAAUACCAGAAGACCGCAAAUGUAU
Trichoplusia ni (cabbage looper) is the source of this 1755-nucleotide messenger RNA. RefSeq lists its product as uncharacterized. Gene Ontology annotation, cellular component: striated muscle dense body; plasma membrane. Bases 36 to 1631 code for a protein of 531 amino acids. Lineage: Eukaryota; Metazoa; Arthropoda; Insecta; Lepidoptera; Noctuidae. The record is from RefSeq and is a predicted model, not a curated record. The transcript is spliced from 5 exons. Gene Ontology annotation, molecular function: potassium channel regulator activity. Gene Ontology annotation, biological process: regulation of muscle contraction; regulation of potassium ion transport.